AUGGGCAGUCGGUGUCAUAGGGACUUGUGGUAUCUACUUCUCAAGUCUACAUCUAGAGCAUCCAUUACCAUGAAAUUCACAAUUGGUGCCAUCUAUUCCCUUCUUACCACCUCUGUGGUGGCCGCCUCAGGCUCAGACUUCAGCUACAAUGAGCUGAAGGGACCAUUGAACUGGUACAGUCUCGAUAAGGACAACAACGCUGCCUGCGUCCACAGUCACUUCCAAUCCCCCAUCAACAUCGAAACGCGCCAUAUCGGCUACGUCCCGGAAGGCUUCCUGGAGAUAGACAUCCCAGAGACCAACGGCACUAUCUUCAAGAAUAAGGGAAAAACUCUGGAAGUGGACUUGCCCCAGGGCUCUCUGACCGCUGGCAAUACCUGCUACACACUCAGUCAAUUCCACUUCCACACCCCCAGCGAGCACCGAGUCGACUCGCAGUACUUCCCGCUGGAGGUCCACUUUGUCUUCCAGAACAACGCCGGCAACACAGCCGUUGUUGGCUUCCUCUUCGAGCUCUCCGAGUCCAACGAAUCCUCCCCUCUAUUCCACUCCCUCUUCAGCCACGUCUCCAAAAUCGCCUGCCCCGGCUCGUCGACCACCACCGGGCCGAUGGACUUUACCGCAUUAGCGGGCUUUUUCGAGUGCCACCCCGUCUACCAGUAUCUGGGCUCACUUACCACGCCUCCCUGUACUGAAGGCGUGAACUGGUACGUCAGUGCGGGAUACCUUCCGCUCGACGUGCGCAGCUACAACAUCCUCAAAAAGGUGAUCAAGUUCAAUGCGCGGUAUACACAGAACCAGCCUGGCGGCGAGAACCUUCUUAUGCAUGAGGCGGACGCUCUGAGGGCCUCCCGCUUCUCGCACUGA
Aspergillus terreus NIH2624 is the source of this 867-nucleotide messenger RNA. RefSeq names its product carbonic anhydrase family protein. Lineage: Eukaryota; Fungi; Ascomycota; Eurotiomycetes; Eurotiales; Aspergillaceae. The record is from RefSeq and is a predicted model, not a curated record. The transcript has 2 exons. The coding region runs from base 1 to 867 and encodes 288 amino acids. Gene Ontology annotation, molecular function: carbonate dehydratase activity; zinc ion binding.